Molecule: messenger RNA, 2172 nt
Organism: Saccharomyces eubayanus
Lineage: Eukaryota; Fungi; Ascomycota; Saccharomycetes; Saccharomycetales; Saccharomycetaceae
Gene: NFI1
Product: SUMO ligase NFI1
Exons: 1
Coding region: 1-2172 (723 amino acids)
Biological process (GO): protein sumoylation
Molecular function (GO): zinc ion binding; SUMO ligase activity
Source: RefSeq, a predicted model, not a curated record
AUGACAAGUGUCAUGACCGACAACAAUAGCGAUAUUAAUGCCAGCCAGAUCUUCACAACUCCUUUGUCCAGUACGGGGGGCGGUCUCAUUAACGAAAUCAAAGAUGCAAUAACUGAAAUGGAACAACUAAAAGUUUUAGAGUUAAAGCAAAUAUGUAAAUCUUUGGAUUUAGCAAUAACAGGUAAAAAAUCCAUCCUACAAGACCGAAUAAAACAGUUUCUGAGAAAAUCCUGUGAUAUUGGCCAUAUAGAUCCUUGGAGGCCCAAGACAAUAAAGAUCCUCAUUGCCAAAGUAAAGAUAAACUCAUCGUUACCUAAAUACUCUAUUCUUUGGGAAACUUUGAAAACAGGUGCAUUUAAGCAUCCUGUAGCAUCGGGAGAACUACCCGUAACUGCUCUCCAGAAUACUGUAACACCAACUUCUUCCCAACAACAAGUCUUACCGUAUUCCUUCACGUCACCGUUUUACAACCCCAUAGCACAAGUUCCGGAUGCUAGUAAAAAGAUAAAGCAAUUUAUAGGAAGAAGUUGUGCAAAGAUGAAGUUUAAAAUAGGCAAGUCAAAUCACGAUCUUUUGAAAUCCAAUAAAAAUCACAAACUUUACUUGUUUUGUGGGUUCUCGAUACCAUUUAUAUAUGACACCCUAGGUCACGAAGCUGUAGAUUUCCCAUACCCUUGUGAAUUAGUCUUCAAUGGUACCAAGCUAGAGGACAAUGUGAAAGGUUUGAAGAAGCAGAAUGGGACCGGAAGCCCUGCCAACUUAACGCCUUAUGUCAAAUCUUCAUCUGAGCUUAAUCAGUUGGACUUACAUUAUCUCAGUGCCGAAAAAGACUACUCUAUAAGUUGCUUUAUAGUGGAGGCUUUUCCACCUGAAACUCUUUUGGGAAAAAUCCUAGAGAAGCCCAAGAUUAUCAAACAAGCUACUAUUGCAUACAUCAAAAGAACUUUGAAUGAACAAGAUGACGAAGAUAUCAUAACUACUUCCACAGUGCUGACCUUGCAAUGUCCCAUAUCAUGUACGAGAAUGAAAUAUCCUGCAAAGACGGAAAAAUGUAAGCACAUCCAAUGUUUUGAUGCUCUUUGGUUUCUUCAUUCUCAAUCCCAAGUACCCACAUGGCAAUGUCCCAUUUGUCAACAGCCUGUGAAAUUUGAUCAAUUGAAAAUUUCCGAAUUUGUCAACGACAUUAUUCAAAACUGUAAAGAGGAUGUGGAACAAGUUGAGAUAUCUGUUGAUGGGUCGUGGAAACCAGUGCAUGACAGUUCCGCGAUUACGGCGGACAAUGCUAAUCAAGAUUACCAAGGGAAGAGUGAGCAAUUAGACGCUGUCAAACAAGAACAGGAUAAUGACAACAGGAAUGCGUUCGACAUUAACCUGGAUGAUGGUGUGAACCAUAAUGAGCCUGAAAUCAUAUCCUUAGAUAGCUCAGACGAUGAACCCUUUGUUCCCGCUAAUGGAACCUACCCAACACAUGCAGGCUCUAGAAAUUAUCAAUUAAGGGCAGACGUAUUUCCAUCUGAAUCAGAAGGCUCAAGUGAGUACAACCCUAACCAUACUUCAACGCCGAAAGGUUCCCCUACUGUAGAUCAGAAUGAAUGUCAAGAUCCUUUCCAAAUGAGAUCGAUUUUCAAUCAAGGUAUAAACCCAAGCGUGAAUGAUACGCCCACGAAUAACAGUAGUAUCAAUUCCUUUGUUACAGCUACGAACGGUGAUAGUAGGAUAUUCUAUAACAGAGGGCCAUCGACGCCGCUACUUCCGAACGUUUUACAAAAUUUAACCAAUCAAACAGAAGCUCAAAGGAAUCUCCAUAAUCCCAAUUAUAAUACUGUAGAGAGUGAUGUCAAUUUAUUGGGUAUAUCCGGCGGUUUUCCCCCUAUCCCCACGAUGGAACCAAAUUCUGAAGCAGAAACUGGAGUAGUGCCAAGAGCCACAUCAGCCACUCAGCCGCCGCCAUUCAUACCUGUGAGCACUACCGGCCACGGUGAUGAUGGCAAGAGCAGAAAAAGAAGGUAUUCUAAUGUCUCUAUCUACAUUCCAAAGAACCCGUAUGCCACCCUAAUGAAGCGGAGACCGCAAGCAAAUCGCACCGUAAUCAAUAAACCACCAGCCCAACCUAAUGACUCUAACGCAACAACUCAAGAUAACUCAGAAGUGAUCGAUCUAACCUCUGAUUGA